This is a messenger RNA of Brachypodium distachyon (stiff brome), 1513 nucleotides long. Its product is annotated as mitotic checkpoint protein BUB3.1. Gene Ontology annotation, biological process: mitotic spindle assembly checkpoint signaling. Gene Ontology annotation, molecular function: ubiquitin binding. Gene Ontology annotation, cellular component: mitotic checkpoint complex; bub1-bub3 complex; phragmoplast. The coding region runs from base 178 to 1215 and encodes 345 amino acids. The record is from RefSeq and is a predicted model, not a curated record. The transcript is spliced from 9 exons. NCBI's taxonomy places the organism in Eukaryota, Viridiplantae, Streptophyta, Magnoliopsida, Poales, Poaceae.
UUUUUAAACCUUCUGCUCACCGUCCCCUCCUCCUCUGCCACCGCCCUCGCCUUCUUCUCCUUGCUCCGAGCCUCCGACCAUCGCGGGGUUCAAAUUUCGAAUCCCUCCCAGCACACCCACCCUCUCCGCAGGACGCACCAAACCCUAACCGGAUUUCUCCUCCUUCUCGCUCCCACCAUGAGUGACGCCUCCGCCGCACCAGCAGCCGCUAUGGGCAGCGGCAGGGAGCUCGCGAACCCUCCAGCCGACGGCAUCUCCAAUCUCCGCUUCUCCAACCACAGCGACCACCUCCUCGUCUCCUCCUGGGACAAGACGGUUCGGCUAUACGAUGCCGAUGCAAACGUGCUCAAGGGAGAAUUCGCGCACCCCGGGCCCGUGCUCGACUGCUGCUUCCACGACGACUCCUCGGGGUUUAGUGCUGGCGCCGACCAUACAGUGCGGAGAUUAGUAUUUACUUCGUCAAAAGAGGAUGUUCUUGGGCGGCAUGAUGGUCCUGUUUGCUGUGUGGAGUACUCUUAUGCUGCAGGACAAGUCAUCACAGGUAGCUGGGACAAGACAAUUAAAUGCUGGGAUCCUAGAGGAGUGAGUGGACCAGAGCGUACACUUGUAGGGACAUAUGCUCAACCAGAGCGUGUCUAUUCUAUGUCAUUGGUAGGAAAUAGGUUGGUUGUUGCAACUGCAGGAAGGCAUGUCAAUAUUUAUGAUUUGCGCAAUAUGUCACAACCUGAACAAAAAAGGGAUUCGUCUUUGAAAUACCAAACACGCUGUGUUCGAUGUUUUCCUAACGGAACAGGGUAUGCUUUAAGUUCUGUCGAAGGACGAGUUUCUAUGGAAUUCUUUGACCUUUCAGAGUCUGCACAAUCUAAAAAGUAUGCUUUCAAGUGUCAUCGGAAAUCCGAGUCUGGCAGGGACACCGUUUAUCCUGUCAAUGCUAUUGCAUUCCAUCCAAUAUAUGGCACCUUUGCCACUGGAGGGUGUGAUGGAUAUGUAAAUGUAUGGGAUGGCACUAACAAGAAAAGACUAUAUCAGUACUCGAAGUACGCAUCAAGCAUCGCGGCUCUGUCAUUCAGCAAGGAUGGGCAUAUGCUCGCUGUGGCAUCAAGCUACACUUACGAAGAGGGAGAGAAAUCCCAUGAGCCUGAUGCAAUAUUUAUCCGAGGGGUGAAUGAAGUUGAGGUAAAGCCGAAGCCCAAGGCAUUGACCGCACCCAAGUAGUGCUGCAAUCAGUUUGCAACGGGGCAGGUGUUUUUGCUGGGAGAAAAGACAUAAUGCAGAAAGUUAGGCGAGACGUUUCUUUCUCUAGGUUACUUCGUAAUGUCAAUCAUGUUGACGGAAUCCCUUUAUGUUGACCUGAAAUGUCACUAUCCAUAGCUCACUACCUUUCUCUAUGGUGUAUCUACCAUGUAAUGUCUACAAAGAGCUGUUUUAAGUGUCGUAUUCCCGUUCAUUCUAUGUUUCAAUUGGAUCUAUGUCAUUAUAAUUUUCACCGGUUGGAGACAUGCCAUUACAAUAA